AAAGGGCUAAACUUACUUUGUGUAGAAAUUAGAAUUUUAUAGCCACCAGCACCGUGAUUCCCAACCCCAACUCCUCCGUUUCUUUUGAUUUCGCUCAUCUCUCUCUCUCUCUCUCUCUAUUUUUCUCUUUUUUUCUUCCCACUCCGGAUGUGUAUGCACUUGCUCCUUUUUCUCUCAUCUCUCAGUUCAGAGUAGAGAAGUUGAGGUGAGAUGACAACCCUAAGAUCGAGUUGGCCGUCGAGGCUGCGGCAACUUCUAUCCAGCGAGGGCGCCAUUGGCCCAUCCAUUAAAUUGGACUCUGAACCUCCUCCUAAGAUCAAAGCCUUCACUGAGAAAGUCAUACAGUGUCCAUUACAAGAUAUAGCUAUACCACUCUCUGGCUUUCGGUGGGAGUACAAUAAGGGGAAUUUUAAUCACUGGAGGCCGUUGUUACUUCAUUUUGACACAUAUUUCAAGACAUAUUUGUCAUGUCGAAAUGACCUGACAUUGGCAGAGAAUCUAGAAGAUGACAUCCCAUUACCAAAACACGCAAUUCUGCAAAUAUUACGGGUGAUGCAAAUAAUUUUAGAGAACUGUGCAAACAAGAGUUCAUUCGAUGGCUUAGAGCACUUCAAGCUUUUACUAGCAUCAACAGAUCCUGAGAUUAUUAUUGCAACAUUGGAAACUCUUUCUGUGCUUGUAAAAAUAAAUCCCUCCAAGCUUCAUGGAACUGCAAAGAUGGUUGGCUGUGGUUCGGUGAACAGCUAUCUCCUGUCCCUAGCACAGGGGUGGGGAACCAAGGAGGAGGGCCUGGGAUUGUACUCUUGUAUUAUGGCAAAUGAAAAAGCCCAAGAUGAAGCACUAUGUUUAUUUCCUUCUGAUGUAGAGAAUGGUAGUGAUCAAUCCAAUUACCGCAUAGGUUCUACCCUUUAUUUUGAAUUGCAUGGAUCCAGUGUCCAAAGCAAGGAACAAAGUGUAGAUACAGUUGCAUCAAGUUUGAGAGUUAUACACAUGCCAGAUAUGCAUUUACGCAAAGAAGAUGACUUGUCGAUGUUGAGGCGAUGCAUUGAGCAGUAUAGUGUUCCUCCUGAGCUCCGAUUUUCAUUGCUCACUAGAAUUAGAUAUGCUCGUGCCUUCCGGUCUCCGAGAAUAAGCAGGCUUUAUAGCAGGAUUUGCCUUCUCGCUUUCAUUGUGUUGGUCCAGUCCAGUGAUGCUCAUGAUGAGCUUGUGUCCUUUUUUGCUAAUGAACCAGAAUAUACAAAUGAAUUGAUUAGAGUGGUGCGAUCUGAAGAAACCAUAUCUGGAUCCAUCAGAACACUUGCAAUGCUUGCAUUAGGAGCUCAGUUAGCAGCAUACACAUCAUCUCAUGAACGUGCACGGAUACUGAGUGGGUCUAGUAUGAAUUUUGCUGGAGGGAACCGCAUGAUACUUCUGAAUGUGCUUCAGAGGGCUAUUUUGUCAUUGAAGAGUUCUAAUGAUCCAUCUUCCCUUGCUUUUGUUGAGGCACUACUUCAGUUCUAUCUGCUGCAUGUGGUGUCGACCUCGUCUUCUGGGAGUAAUGUUAGAGGUUCUGGCAUGGUACCCACAUUCUUGCCUCUGCUGGAGGAUUCUGAUCUUGGACAUAUUCAUCUUGUUUGUUUUGCAGUGAAAACCCUUCAGAAGCUUAUGGAUUAUAGUAGCUCGGCUGUAUCUUUGUUUAAAGAGUUGGGAGGUAUCGAGCUUUUGGCUCAAAGAUUACAGAUAGAGGUUUACAGGGUCAUUAAUUUGGUUGGAGAAAAGGAUAAUGUGAUGCUUACUGGUGAAAGCUCAACACACAGUACUGAUCAGCUUUACGCUCAGAAGAGAUUCAUAAAAGUCUCUCUCAAGGCACUUGGAUCUGCAACAUAUGCCCCUACAAACUCUGCCAGACCUCAACACUCUCAUGACAAUUCAUUACCUGCGACUCUAGUCUUGAUUUUUCGGAACGUGGAUAAGUUUGGAGGUGACAUUUAUUACUCAGCUGUUACUGUUAUGAGUGAAAUAAUUCACAAAGAUCCUACAUGUUUUUCUGCUCUGCAUGAAAUGGGUCUUCCUGAUGCUUUUUUAUGUUCAGUUAAAUCUGGAAUACUUCCUUCAUCAAAGGCUUUGACAUGCAUUCCAAAUGGAAUUGGGGCCAUUUGUCUUAAUGCCAAAGGCCUAGAGGUUGUAAGAGAAAAUUCAUCUCUGCAGUUCCUUGUUGACAUCUUCACGAGCAAAAAGUAUGUAUUAGCUAUGAAUGAGGCUAUUGUUCCUCUCGCAAAUUCUGUGGAGGAGCUCUUACGACAUGUAUCUUCAUUGAGAAGUACUGGUGUUGACAUUGUUAUUGAAAUUAUGCAUAAGAUUGCAUCAUUUGGAGAUGGUAAUGUUACCGGAUCUUCAGCAAAAGCUAAUGAGGGUAAGGGUAGUGUAAUGGAAACAGAUUCUGAAGACAAAGAAAAUGAAAGUCAUUGCUGCCUCUUAGGCACAGCAGAAUCCGCUGUUGAAGGGAUAAGUGAUGAGCAGUUUGUUCAGCUAUGCAUCUUUCAUUUUAUGGUGUUGGUUCACCGGACUAUGGAAAAUUCUGAAACUUGUCGACUAUUUGUGGAAAAAUCAGGAAUUGAAGCUUUAUUGAAGUUGUUAUUACGACCCACUAUUGCACAAUCCUCAGACGGCAUGUCAAUUGCUUUGCAUAGCACCAUGGUAUUUAAGGGUUUCGCUCAACAUCACUCUGCUCCUCUGGCACGUGCCUUCUGUUCCUCUCUUAGAGAGCACUUGAAGAAUGCUUUAACUGGAUUUGGUGUAGCUUCCAGAUCUUUGUUGCUGGAUCCAAGGAUGACCACUAAUAACAGCAUCUUUUCUUCACUUUUUCUAGUUGAGUUUCUUCUCUUUCUUGCUGCAUCGAAAGAUAACCGUUGGGUGACUGCGUUGCUUACAGAAUUUGCAAAUGGCAGUAAGGAUGUUCUUGAAGACAUUGGACAUGUCCACCAAGAAGUUUUGUGGCAAAUUGCACUGCUUGAAAAUACUAAGCCUCAGGUUGAGGAUGAUGGUGCUUGUUCUUCUACUGAUUCACAACAGGCAGAAAUGGAUGCAAAUGAAACUGAAGAUCAGAGGUUCAAUUCUUUCAGGCAGUUUCUUGAUCCAUUAUUGAGAAGGAGGACUUCUGGAUGGAGUAUAGAAUCACAGUUUUUUGACCUUAUAAACCUGUAUCGAGAUUUGGGCCGUGCCACUGGUUCUCAGCACCGAUUAAGUUCUGUUGGUCCUUCAAACAGGCGAUCAGGUUCCAGUAAUCAGUUGCAUUAUUCUGGAUCUACGGACACUUCUGGGGCUGCUACUAAGAAGGAAUGUAACAAGCAGAGGACAUAUUAUACCUCUUGUUGUGACAUGGUCAGAUCAUUGUCAUUUCACAUUACCCAUUUGUUCCAAGAGUUAGGAAAAGUAAUGUUGCAACCUUCCCGCCGACGCGAUGAUAGUGUUAGUGUAAGUCCUGCUUCAAAAUCAGUGGCUUCUACUUUUGCAAGCAUUGCUCUAGAUCACAUGAAUUUUGUGGGUCAUGUAACAGAAGUGUCCAUAUCUACAAAAUGUCGUUAUUUUGGUAAAGUCAUUGAUUUUAUUGAUAGCAUUCUAAUGGAGAGGGCAGAUUCUUGCAAUCCCAUUCUACUAAAUUGUUUGUAUGGGCGGGGAGUUAUUCAAUCUGUAUUGACCACAUUUGAAGCUACUAGUCAGUUGCUCUUUGCAGUUAAUCGGAGCCCUGCAUCGCCUAUGGAAACUGAUGAUGGGAAUGUGAAGCAUGAUGACAAGGAAGAUACUGAUCAUUCGUGGAUUUAUGGUUCAUUAGCUAGUUAUGGUAAAUUUAUGGACCAUCUGGUGACCUCUUCUUUUAUAUUAUCUUCAUUCACAAAGCACUUGCUUGCACAGCCCCUUAUAAGUGGCGAUACCCCUUUCCCACGGGAUGCAGAGAUAUUUGUGAAGGUCCUCCAAUCUAUGGUGUUGAAGGCUGUGCUUCCAGUUUGGACUCAUCCCCAGUUUGUUGAUUGCAGUCCUGAAUUUAUUUCUACUGUUAUUUCUAUCAUUAGGCAUGUUUAUUCUGGGGUUGAAGUAAAAAAUGUAAAUGGCAGCGGUAGUGCGCGUAUUACUGGGCCUCCUCCUAAUGAAACAGCAAUUUCAACCAUUGUAGAGAUGGGUUUUUCCAGGUCUAGAGCAGAGGAAGCUUUGAGGCAAGUUGGGUCAAAUAGUGUGGAGUUGGCUAUGGAGUGGUUGUUUUCGCAUCCAGAGGACACACAAGAAGAUGAUGAACUUGCUCGUGCACUUGCCAUGUCCCUUGGGAACUCUGAAUCAGACACUAAGGAUACGGCUGCAAAUGACAAUGCCCAACAGCUUGAGGAAGAGAUGGUCCAACUUCCUCCUGUUGAUGAGUUGUUAUCAACAUGUACAAAACUUUUACAAAAGGAGCCUCUUGCUUUUCCUGUCCGUGACUUGCUUGUGAUGAUAUGCUCUCACGAUGAUGGUCAAUAUAGGUCUAGUGUUGUCACUUUUAUUGUUGAUCGAAUCAAGGAAUGUGGAUUGGUUUCUAGUAAUGGAAAUAAUACCAUGCUGGCUGCUCUGUUUCAUGUUCUUGCUUUGAUUCUUAAUGAGGAUGCUGUAGCACGGGAAGCUGCUUCAAAGAGUGGGUUGAUCAAAAUCGCCUCAGAUAUGCUCUACCAGUGGGAUUCUAGUCUUGAUAACCGGGAGAAGCAUCAAGUGCCAAAAUGGGUCACAUCUGCUUUUCUUGCUAUAGACAGGCUGUUGCAAGUGGAUCAAAAGUUGCAUUCUGAAAUUGCAGAGCAAUUGAAGAAGGAAGCUGUGAAUAGUCAGCAGACAUCAAUUAUUACCAUUGAUGAGGAUAAGCAACACAAAUUGCAGUCUGCAUUGGGACUGUCUUCCAAGUAUGCAGAUAUCCAUGAGCAGAAGAGACUUGUUGAGAUUGCUUGUAGUUGUAUGAAGAAUGAACUUCCCUCAGACACAAUGCAUGCUAUUCUGCUACUAUGUUCCAAUCUUACGAGAAAUCAUUCCGUUGCCCUUACCUUUUUUAAUGCUGGUGGUUUAAGUUUACUUCUUUCUCUGCCAACCAGUAGCCUCUUCCCUGGGUUUGACAAUGUUGCUUCGAGUAUUGUCCGUCAUGUUCUUGAAGAUCCACAAACUCUCCAGCAAGCGAUGGAAUCUGAGAUAAAACACAGUCUUGUAGUAGCAUCUAACCGGCAUCCAAAUGGAAGGGUCAAUCCUCGCAACUUCCUGUUAAGUUUAGCUUCUGUAAUUUCCCGGGAUCCGAUAAUAUUUAUGCAAGCGGCUCAAUCUGUUUGCCAAGUUGAAAUGGUAGGUGAAAGACCGUACAUCGUCUUGCUGAAAGAUCGGGAUAAAGACAAAUCUAAGGAGAAGGAUAAGUCAUUGGAGAAAGACAAAGGACAGAAUAAUGAUGGGAAGGUUGGUUUGGGUAAUAUAAACACAGGAGCUUCUGGGUAUAGUCAUGGAAAACUUCAUGAUUCAAAUUCCAAGAGUGUCAAAAGUCACAAAAAACCUAUUCAAAGUUUUGUUAAUGUGAUAGAACUUCUUCUUGAAUCUAUAUGCACUUUCGUUGUCCCCCCUUUGAAGGAUGACACUACCUCAAAUGCCCUCCCUGCUUCCCCAACAUCAAGUGACAUGGACAUUGAUGUCUCUGCAAUUAAGGGGAAAGGAAAAGCAGUUGCCACUGUAUCCGAGGGGAAUGAAACCAGCAGCCAGGAAGCUUCUGCAUCACUUGCAAAGAUAGUAUUUAUUUUGAAGCUUCUGAUGGAAAUAUUAUUGAUGUACUCAUCGUCUGUUCAUGUUCUGCUUCGACGAGAUGCUGAAAUCAGCAGCAUUAGGGGCUCCUAUCUAAAGAGUCAUGCUGGUUUAAGUGUUGGGGGAAUAUUCUACCAUAUUCUUCGUAAUUUUCUUCCUUAUUCUCGAAAUUCCAAAAAGGACAAAAAAGUUGAUGGUGAUUGGAGGCAGAAACUGGCAACCAGGGCUAACCAGUUUAUGGUGGCUGCUUGUGUUCGCUCUACAGAGGCAAGGAGGAGGGUUUUUACUGAGAUUAGUCAUAUCAUAAAUGAAUUUGUUGAUUCAUGUAAUGGUCUUAAGCCACCAGGCAAUGAAAUUCAGGUUUUUGUUGAUCUUCUUAAUGAUGUUUUGGCUGCUCGUACACCUUCUGGCUCAAGCAUCUCAGCAGAGGCCUCAGCCACUUUUAUGGAUGCUGGUCUGGUUAAAUCAUUCACUCGUACUCUCCAAGUUUUGGACUUGGACCAUGCUGACUCAUCUAAAGUUGCUACUGCUAUUAUCAAAGCUCUAGAGUUGGUGACCAAGGAGCAUAUUCAGUCAGUUGAUUCAACUGCUGGGAAGGGUGACAAUCCAACAAAGCCUUCUGAUCUUAGUCAACCUGGAAGAACAGAUAAUAUUGGUCACAUGUCUCAAUCCAUGGAAACAACUUCUCAGGUCAAUCACGAUUCCCUUCAAGUUGACCAUGUUGGGUCUUACAAUGCGAUUCAGUCUUAUGGUGGGUCUGAAGCUGUUACUGAUGAUAUGGAACAUGAUCAAGAUCUUGGUGGGGGCUUUGCUCCUGCUAACGAGGAUGAGUACAUGCAUGAAACUACUGAGGAAGCCAGAGGUCUUGAGAAUGGAAUCGAAAAUGUGGGGCUGCGGUUUGAAAUCCAACCCCAUGGCCAAGAAAAUCUUGAUGACGAUGAUGAUGAUGGUGAUAUGUCUGGAGAUGAGGGUGAAGAUGUGGAUGAAGAUGACGGGGAUGAUGAGGAACAUAAUGAUUUGGAAGAAGAUGAAGUCCAUCACUUGUCACAUCCUGACACAGAUCAAGAUGAUCAUGAAAUAGAUGAUGAUGAUUUUGAUGAAGUGAUGGAGGAAGAGGAUGAGGAUGAGGAUGAUGAAAAUGGGGUUAUACUGCGACUUGAGGAGGGCAUUAAUGGAAUUAAUGUUUUUGACCAUAUUGAGGUUUUUGGAAGAGAUAAUAGUUUUCCAAAUGAAGCUCUUCAUGUGAUGCCGGUUGAAGUUUUUGAAUCUAGACGUCCAGGGCGGACCACAUCUAUUUACAGCCUUUUGGGCAGAACUGGUGAUAAUGCUACUCCUUCACGCCAUCCACUUUUGGUUGGACCUUCUUCCUCAUCUACUGGGCAAUCAGACACUAUAACGGAGAAUUCAGCAGGUUUGGAUAAUAUCUUUCGAUCACUGAGGAGUGGACGUCAUGGACACCGUUUGAACUUGUGGAGUGAUAAUAACCAGCAAAGUGGCCGGUCAAACUCUGGCAUUGUACCACAGGGCCUUGAGGAGUUGCUUGUCUCUCGAUUGAGACGACCCACCCCUGAAAAGUCAUCUGAUAAUAACAUAGCAGAAGCAGGUAAUCAUAGUAAAGUUGAAGUCAACCAGAUAAAUGAUUCAGAAGGUUCAAGGCUAGAAAUCCCUGUUGAAUGUCAUGCAAUUCAGGAAGGUGGUACGGUGACUCCUGCAUCAAUAGAUAACAAUAACAACAAUGCUGAUGUCGGACCUGCUGGAAAUGGAUCUUUGCAAGCAGAUGUUUCAAGCACUCACUUACAGGCAGUUGAGAUGCAGUUUGAGCAUAAUGAUGCUGCUGUGCGGGAUGUUGAAGCUGUGAGCCAGGAGAGUAGUGGUAGUGGGGCAACUUUUGGUGAAAGUCUUCGGAGCCUUGAUGUUGAGAUUGGAAGUGCUGAUGGCCAUGAUGAUGGUGGAGAAAGGCAGGUUUCUGCAGAUAGGAUAGCAGGUGAUUCACAGGCUGCACGCACAAGAAGAGCAAACAUUCCUUUAAGUCAUUCUUCUCCUGUAGUUGGGAGAGAUGCAUCCCUCCACAGUGUUACUGAAGUUUCUGAAAAUUCAAGCCGAGAUGCAGAUCAAGAUGGUCCAGCAGCGGAGCAACAGGUGAACAGUGAUGCUGGAUCAGGAGCAAUUGAUCCUGCCUUUCUGGAUGCUCUUCCUGAGGAGCUGCGUGCUGAAGUCCUCUCGGCUCAGCAGGGGCAAGUGGCUCAACCAUCAAAUGCUGGAUCUCAAAACAAUGAGGAUAUUGAUCCAGAAUUCCUCGCAGCUCUUCCUUCAGAUAUUCGAGCAGAAGUUCUAGCUCAACAGCAAGCACAGAGGCUACAUCAAUCUCAAGAGUUGGAAGGGCAACCUGUUGAAAUGGAUACAGUCUCGAUAAUUGCAACAUUUCCUUCAGAAUUACGUGAAGAGGUUCUUUUAACGUCAUCAGAUGCUGUGCUUGCCAACCUUACACCUGCUCUUGUUGCUGAGGCUAAUAUGUUGCGGGAGAGGUUUGCACAUCGAUACAGUCGUACCCUCUUUGGUAUGUAUCCCAGAAGUCGUAGAGGUGAGGCAUCUAGACGUGGCGAAGGUAUUGGUUCUAGUCUGGAUGGUGCAGGGGAAAGCAUUACUUCACGCAGGUCUGGUGUAGCUAAGAUUGUUGAAGCUGAUGGAGCACCUCUAGUUGACACUGAAGCUUUGCAUGCCAUGAUUCGGUUAUUUCGCAUAGUUCAGCCACUAUAUAAAGGUCAGUUGCAGAGGCUUCUUUUGAAUCUUUGUGCCCAUUGUGAAACCCGAACUUCUCUGGUGAAAAUUCUGAUUGACUUACUAAUGCUUGAUGUAAGAAAGCCUGCCAGUUAUUUUAGUGCAGUUGAGCCACCAUACAGACUAUAUGGUUGUCAGAGCAAUGUAAUGUACUCUCGUCCUCAAUCUUUUGAUGGAGUUCCCCCAUUGCUCUCUCGGAGAAUACUUGAAACUCUCACUUAUCUUGCUCGUAAUCAUCCAUACGUUGCAAAAAUUUUGCUUCAGUUUAGGCUGCAUUAUCCUGCAGUAAGAGAACCAGAUAAUGCUGAUGUUACACGUGGCAAAGCUGUGAUGGAUGUUGAAGAUGAAGUAAAUAUCAAUGAAAGUAAUGAAGGAUACAUACCCAUUGCAAUGCUUUUGUGUCUCUUGAAGCAACCCCUUUAUUUCAGGAGCAUAGCCCAUCUGGAGCAGUUGCUAAAUUUACUGGAUGUUAUCAUUGAUAGUGCUGGAAGCAAGUCUAGUUCAUCUGACAAAUCUACUGGGCCAAUCUUGGGACCACAAAUUUCUGCAAUGGAGGCAGAUGGGAAUACAAAUUCUGUUAUAUCUUCUGGUCUUGAUGCAGCUCCCAAAGUCAAUGAUUCCUCCAAACCGGCACCCUCUGGUAAUAAGGAAUGCGAAACUCAGCAAGUAUUGAGUAAUCUGCCACAAGCAGAACUUCAGCUCCUAUGCUCAUUGCUUGCACUAGAAGGUUUAUCAGAUAAUGCAUAUGGUCUUGUUGCGGAGGUAAUGAAGAAAUUGGUGGCUAUUGCUCCAAUUCACUGUCAGCUUUUUGUCACUCAUCUGGCUGCAUCAGUUCAAAACUUGACUUCAUCUGCAAUGGAUGAGUUACGCAUUUUUAGUGAAGCAACGAAAUCUCUUCUCAGUACAACAUCUUCUGAUGGUGCAGCAAUUUUGAGAGUUUUGCAAGCCUUGAGUUCCCUUGUCACCUUAUUGGCUGAGAAAGAGUGUGAUGGAAUAACUCCUGCUCUUUCUGAGGUUUGGGAAAUCAAUUCAGCAUUAGAGCCCUUGUGGCAUGAGCUGAGCUGUUGCAUAAGCAAGAUUGAGUCCUAUUCUGAGUCAGCAUCUGAUUUUUUUACCCCUUCUAGAACGUCCGUGUCUAAUCCGUCCACUGUCACACCUCCACUUCCAGCUGGUUCUCAAAAUAUCUUACCAUACAUAGAAUCUUUCUUUGUGGUUUGUGAGAAGCUGCAUCCUGCACAGUCAGGUGCUAGUCAUGACGCAAGUGUUCCUGCUAUUUCUGAUGUUGAAGACGCGAGCACAUCUGGUACUCAGCAGAAGACAUCUGGACCUGCUAUGAAAUUAGAUGAGAAACAUGCUGCUUUUGUCAAGUUUUCGGAGAAGCAUAGGAAGUUACUAAAUGCUUUUGUCAGGCAAAAUCCUGGCUUGCUUGAGAAAUCUUUUUCCCUCAUGCUGAAGAUUCCAAGAUUUAUUGAUUUUGAUAACAAGCGCUCCCACUUCCGAUCAAAAAUUAAGCAUCAGCAUGACCAUCACCAUAGCCCAUUAAGAAUAUCAGUAAGAAGGGCGUAUGUACUAGAAGAUUCUUAUAACCAGCUUCGCAUGAGAUCAACUCAAGAUUUGAAGGGAAGGUUGACUGUUCACUUCCAAGGGGAGGAAGGAAUUGAUGCUGGUGGGCUUACAAGGGAAUGGUAUCAAUUGUUGUCCAGAGUUAUUUUCGACAAAGGAGCACUUCUUUUUACUACAGUGGGCAAUGAAUCAACAUUUCAGCCAAACCCAAAUUCUGUUUAUCAAACAGAACAUCUAUCUUAUUUCAAAUUUGUUGGUAGAGUGGUCGGAAAAGCAUUAUUUGAUGGUCAGCUCUUGGAUGUCCAUUUUACCCGGUCAUUCUACAAGCACAUCCUAGGUGUCAAAGUUACAUAUCAUGAUAUUGAAGCCAUUGAUCCUGACUAUUUCAAAAAUUUGAAAUGGAUGCUUGAGAAUGAUAUCAGUGAUGAUCUGGAUCUUACUUUUAGCAUUGAUGCAGAUGAGGAAAAGUUGAUCUUAUAUGAACGAACAGAAGUGACUGAUUAUGAGUUGAUUCCCGGUGGACGGAAUAUCAAAGUUACGGAGGAGAAUAAGCAUCAAUAUGUUGAUUUGGUUGCGGAGCAUCGGUUGACCACUGCUAUUCGACCUCAAAUAAAUGCUUUCUUGGAAGGGUUCAAUGAAUUGAUUCCCAGGGAGUUGAUAUCUAUAUUCAAUGACAAAGAGCUGGAAUUAUUGAUCAGUGGACUUCCUGAUAUUGAUUUGGAUGACUUGAGAGCAAAUACAGAAUAUUCUGGAUAUAGUGCUGCAUCACCUGUUAUCCAAUGGUUUUGGGAGGUUGUUCAAGGUUUCAGCAAAGAAGACAAGGCUAGACUGUUGCAGUUUGUGACAGGAACAUCCAAGGUACCUUUGGAGGGUUUUAGCGCUCUUCAAGGAAUUUCAGGCUCCCAGAAGUUUCAGAUACACAAGGCAUAUGGAAGUUCUGAUCACUUGCCUUCGGCUCAUACUUGUUUCAAUCAAUUAGAUUUGCCGGAGUAUCCAUCCAAACCACAUUUGGAAGAGAGGUUACUGCUUGCGAUUCAUGAAGCAAGUGAGGGAUUUGGAUUUGGUUGAAUUUCUUUUUUGGGGGGAGGGGAGGGGCAGCGGACGCAAAAACUCUUGACAUUUUAGGUAGGAAGCUAUUUGAAAGUGGUACAGGGGGUUAACAAGAUUUCAGGUUUAUAUCAUGUUAAUAUGUUGUA
This is a messenger RNA of Gastrolobium bilobum, 11306 nucleotides long. RefSeq names its product E3 ubiquitin-protein ligase UPL1-like. Gene Ontology annotation, molecular function: protein binding; ubiquitin-protein transferase activity. The record is from RefSeq and is a predicted model, not a curated record. Lineage: Eukaryota; Viridiplantae; Streptophyta; Magnoliopsida; Fabales; Fabaceae. The transcript is spliced from 17 exons. Gene Ontology annotation, biological process: proteasome-mediated ubiquitin-dependent protein catabolic process; protein polyubiquitination; positive regulation of protein catabolic process. The coding region runs from base 211 to 11178 and encodes 3655 amino acids.